GAUGAUGAUGAUGAUGAUGAUGAUGAUGAUGAUGAUGAUGAUGAUGAUGAUGAUGAUGAUGAUGAUGGGCGGACCGAGCGCAGCGGAGCGAUAGGGCGCAUUUGUUCAAUUUCCCUUCAACACCGCUUCCCCUCCCCACCACCCAGCCUCCCAUCUCUCCCCCCCUUUUUUUCCCGGACACACGACGACAAGCCCGUGUGACGGCCGUGUCCCCCCACCCCACCCCAACCUCCAACUCACACACGUGCAUUGAUCCAAUGUAUUAUUCACGAGCGAAACUUCAGCAACUUAUCCAGCGGACAUGGCUACCGGUUUGAGGAGUGACGGGCGGCCAGGUCAGCGGGAGGAGGCGGGGGCCAGCGGCGGCGGCUGUGGAGCGGAGCCGGGCGGAUGCUCGGCGCGCAGGACGGCUGUCGGAGGAGACCAGGGGGGCUGUUUGAGGAGCAGCCUGAGAGCCGGCGCAGCGGGGAUGCUGGCGAACUGUCUGCUGUCCGUGGCACCGCUGUUGCUCCUUGUCCGGUGCGCCGUGGCCGCAGAGGAAAAAUCCACCUACGAUGCCUCUGGCUUCUCACCUUUACCGAGCAGUUCUGCAGUCACAGGUGCACCCACUCAUCCACUAACUGAGCUGUUGGUGGCAGAGGAGGUGCCUUUCCAAGUGGUCCAUUCAGAUGUUGACCCCGAGUCUGAGGGAGAAGGUUUGUCAGGACAGCCGGCCUUUUCCUCCGUCCUAACCGUGAUGGCAGAAACUGUCAAACAUCCUGCGAGCCUUGAUCAAAGUCGAGCCUUGCCGACUGAUAGCAGGGACGAGACGCACACCACCCAAUGGCCUUCACGUAGCUCCAGCCGAGCCUCAGACGAGCCCUCCUCAUCGUCGUCGUUUGUGGGAGACAGCUUCGGAACAAGCUCAGAACCAGAGAUCGAUGAGUUAACCACAGAAACAUCCAAAUCAGCUGUGUUCACUUUCCCCAAAGACAAAGAGGCCAGUCUGAACCCCUCUCAGCCAGACAGGGCUGUCCUUUCUGCUGAUCCCAUUGAGGGGACAUCUCAGGUAUCACCAGUGACCCCCCAGCAGGUCACCACUACAGCCUCCGUGAAGCUGACCACCACAACUUUAGCUUCAGCUACAAUCCCCCCUACCACUAGCACACCUUCUGUAAAAGUAACAACACAUUCAGUCUCCACAACCACAACUCAACCCACACACAUUAUAAGAAGAACCACAACCACCACCACCACCAUCAGGACUUACACCAGCAGGAGAACCUUCACGUCACCCAUCCAACGAACAAGCCCCCCGAGGGGGGUCACCACCAUCUUCAUCUCACCUUUCACCACAACCACAGAGCCUCCACCGCCACAGUGCAACAUCACAGAGAGACUGUGGGUCAAAACAGUUGUUUCCAUCUACGUGAGGAGGAACCGGCUGGACAGCAUUCAGAGACAGAACCUGCGAAGGGGACUAAGUCAAGGGCUCAGGAAAGCUCUGAAUGAUAUGAAUGCACAAGCACAGGUGGAGACUGUUUUUGGCUCUCCCAACAUGACAGUGGCGUAUCACGUGACAGGAGGAGACAUAGUUUAUCCUCCAUCUGUGGUGAUGGAGGGCUUGACAUCAUACGGCCGCGAUAAGCUGAUAGCAGACCUGCGACAGUAUCUCCCCCUGGUAACUGCCUUGCCUUUCCCUGUUGCGUUGUGGAGACCCAACCCUGCCACUGGCUUCCAGCUGAAAACAGUGCUGCAGUUUGUGGGAACGGGGGAUGAUCCUCGAUCCUGUCGCUUCUCUCAAAUGAUGGAACAGAGACUGCAGAGGGUGUUUUCUGAGGCCCAGACCAAAGUUCUUAAAGUUAAAAGCCAACUCACAGUUCAGAUGCUAAGCGUCUCUCAGACAGCAGGCUAUCCUGCUGUGUCGCUGGUCUACACUGUAAAGAAUGGAACCGCCUAUCUUAAYGGAACAGUUGCCUCAAACCUCCUCGGUCAGCUUUCUGCUGAGCUGGUGGGCUACUUCCUCUUCUAUCCACCACUUAUUAUUGCUGAACCAAUUGAAUAUCACAAUCUGAACACAUCUAUUGCAACAAGAGACUUCUGGGUUGUCACAGUGAUCCAGGAUGUUGACAACGCCAGCCUGGAGGGACAGUACCAGAGCUUUGCCAGUCUAAUGGAGCAGCGCCUGGCAGAGCUGUUUGUGCUGGCGGGCCAGCAGGGCACUCGCUUUCGACGAGCCACAACUGUUGGCAGCUUCACUGUUCAGAUGGUAAGCAUCCGCAGGGUGUCUGGGUUGAAGAAUCCAGCAGAGAUGACCUACUACAUCCAACACAAUGGCGUUCCUUUAUCGGGCACUUCGGCCGCCAAGGUCUUGAACACGGUGGAUUCUCAGACCAUGGCGCUCACCUUGGGCUACUUUGUCCAGCUGCAAGCAGAACCUGUGGUCAAGAACCCUCCUAAUAACCUGUGGAUAAUCGCUGCAGUGUUGGCCCCCAUCUCAGUGGUAAUGCUCAUUAUCAUCAUCAUCACAGCUGUGCUGUGCAGGAAGAAUAAGAGCGAUUUUAAAGUUGAUGCCAUCGGUAACCUCAAUCCUCGAGCCAAGAUGGCGUACCGGAGGGAUGUAAGCUAUUAUCACCAGCCUGUGCAGGGGUUUGACUACGCCAAGCAGCACCUGGGACAACAGGGAGGAGAGGAGGAGACGCUGCCUGCCAGUCAGGACACUUUAGUGAUGUCUUUACAAAUUCGGGACACGUCACUGUCGCUAGAAAAGGCUCUGCAACAAGAUGGAACCGUCAACAAAAAAGGCCUCAGUGCAGAAAAGCAUAAAAGCAAAUUGCCAAGCGAAGAUGGUUCCGUCAUCAGCAACGAAUCAGAGAAGCUUCAAUCCGGCAGAGGCCUCUCGGUGUCGAAAGUCACAGCGCAGCAGAAACUGACAAAGGAGGAGACCCGCAAGAGGGACGAUCCAUAUGACUCCUCGUCCGGCUCCCUGCAGCUUAUUUCCAUAAAGCCCAUGACUGUUCAGAAUAACUGCUCACAACCUGCAUCUUCUGAGCGCAGCCACGACUCUGUCAUCGUCAAUGGAGAGGUUAACUUGGCCUUAAAGCAGAAAUCAGACAUUGAGCACUAUAGAAAUAAGCUGAGGCUGAAGGCGAAGAAGAAGGGCUAUUAUGAUUUCCAGUUCACCAACGGCAGCAGCAAUGGAGGUCAGGCCCUGUCGCAGAAACAGCGGAACGGCUAUGAGAGGGAAGCCGGUGAGCAUGGCAGACCUCUGGAGCCUGAUGAUGAGCGAGGUUUCACUUAUGUCAAGUCUCAAAGGAGGCAGUCCCAGGCAGGGCAGAUGGCCUAUUGCAGCAGACAAAGCCUGAGCAGUCCAAGCCCUGGAGGAACAGAGAUGGACCUGCUUGUAAUGAGAGAGCGACCCAGAAGAGGCAUUCGAAACAGUGGUUAUGAUACCGAGCCAGAGCUGAUCAAGGAGACAAAUAUUGAUCAUCUCAUGGGGCCGCGACGGUACACAUACGGGAGAGGAUUAAAAGGACACUCAGAGACGUCCACUUUGAGCUCCCAGCCGUCCAUUGAUGAAGUACGACAGCAGAUGCACCUGCUGCUGGAGGAGGCGUUCAGCCUCGCUUCUGGGGGGCAAUCCACUACUGGAAGACACACCCACCACCAGCAACACUCCUCUGACCACUACAACUCAGCCCCGCCUCCCCUUGCAUACGCUGAUGUGGUAACCAGUGUUCCAGGCACGAUGAGCUCUGGGCUUGGUGGUCUGCAGUGGGUACCGUCUUACGCAACCGAUGUAUAUCAGUGCAGCCUGCCUAAACCAGCUUUUCGCUUCACUCAGCUUCCUGAGAUGGCCUUGGGCUCCCCUCCUCCUUUACCACCUCGCACCGGGCCUCCUCCCAAAACACCUUUAAGACGUUCUACGUCAGACUUGGGGCCUAAGGGAAGGAGCACAGAAACAUCUGUCGCUGAACUGCGGAGUCAACAUGAGAUCAACCCAUAUGGUUCGACCGCUAGAGCAGCACUUCCACCCAUCACUGCAGAACAGCCUGUGUCAAACUAUUCAGGAAACCCAAUAACAGCUGUCUACUCCAUCCCAGCUACCAGGACGGGCUACUCAGAGUAUUUUGUCCCCACGUCGCCCACGUCCUACCACAGUCCCUCUUGGAUGUCCUAUCCACCGGAGCCUGAAGAUGUUCCGCCACAAUGGGCAGACUCUGUACCUUUGCCCGGGUAUGUAGAGGCUUUUCCUAAUCCUCGUUACCCAAAAGGGAGCCCCAGCAGGCUGCCACUACAGUAUAACCAGACUCUGGAGCAGCCWCCCGCUGCCCCCAGCACAGCGUCUGAGCAAAGCCUGCCCCAGGUGCUGAAGGACAUGGACAGCAUGCCCCUGAGCAGCCUCUCCACCUCAGCACUCGUGCAGGCUAUAAGGCAGGAGGUGGCGAAGCUGGCCAUGAAGCAGAAUGACAUGUUCGAGUUUUAAAUUCUGCUCCCGGCUGUGCGUUGUUCUUCAACAGAGGCACACAAAAGCGGCGCUCCGUCAGAGACCCCAUUUUUAAAAUUUGUACUGUUCAACAGACUUCUCUUCUAUACCUGCUGAUUAUUCAUUUCUUCUCACGCACAGCUGAUGUGAUGUCAGCCCUUGAAAGGAUGGAACAAAAGACGAUGUUUUAAUUUUAGAACAAAAGAAAAAUCCAUUCUCUUUGAAGAAAAGUAACCAUCCACCUGUCUUUGUAGAUGUCAAUAGAAUACAGUAAAGGUCAAAACGAUUUCCAGAAUCAGGAAUUGUUUUUUUUUCCUUUUUUUUAGUGAUUGACAUGGUGAACACAAACAUUACCAAUAUUAUAUGUACUGAGAGGACCAAAUUCUUCCUGUCAGAUGGUUAAGUAUAAAUCACGGUGUAAAUGAGCAUGUGCAGUUUAAGGACAUCAUGUAUCUAAUCUCCUUUUACUGAGCAUCAGCUUAAACAAGACGGGCUCCAUCAGCGUCCACUCAUUUCAGAAUCCAUCUCAUAUUAGGUUAACAAAUUAAUUUUUUACAAAUAAUUUCCUUUUUUUAAAAAAAAGAAAUGUUUCUUUACAUGUCAGAUAACAGAAACAUAUUUAUAACACAAACAGAAAAUGUCAUCAGUAAGCUUGUGAUUUUUUUAAAGGUUUAAACUGGAUUUUAUGGUAAUUAACAAAUGGCCUAAACACAGCUUAAAUGUAUGUGUGUUUUCCGCUAAACCAAGUUUAACAUGAUUUAAGAUGAACUGUUGAUGAUGAUGAUGAUGCAACUUACAGAUGGAAUGUUUGUUCAUGUAUGAAUUAUUAUUGUGACAUUAGGCUGUGCACAACAUACGCAGACUUGGUGAAAAGUUAUGAGUGCACUCAAAAAAUGAAAUGUUGGAUUAACUUAACCAUGUUAUGUUACCUGGUUCCACUUAACUGAGUUGAGUAAA
Molecule: messenger RNA, 5422 nt
Organism: Austrofundulus limnaeus
Lineage: Eukaryota; Metazoa; Chordata; Actinopteri; Cyprinodontiformes; Rivulidae
Product: KIAA1549-like b
Exons: 22
Coding region: 302-4465 (1387 amino acids)
Source: RefSeq, a predicted model, not a curated record